UUGCACCAGAGGACAGCCUAAAUCAGUGGGUCAUGUUACAAGCCGUUUGGGUUAAAGCCAAUCUGCAACAGCACAAACUCGAAUAACUGCCGGAAACCUUUAGUAACAGCUUUCUUUCAGGUCCCUACUUUCAGUGAAAUCGGCCCCAUUUUCCAGUCAUGUGGAGUUGGAUGUUCGUUUCUCUCCUGAUAUUGGCAGAAGGUAUUUCUGGUGGUCAGUGUUCUGUAAUACUGCCAAAACAUGUGUUGACAGUAGUUGGUGGAUGUGUAGAAAUCCAGUGUACUUUUGAUAAUGCGAUAAAUGACACCUACCUAAUAGCGAUUUGGAUAAAGAAGGCUGUUGAUGCUGUGAACCCCAGCGCCUCGGUGCUUUAUGAUUCAGAACAUCCAAGCAGAGAACAUAUUAACUAUACUGGGAGAGUUGUGUUUGCUGGCAACUUGGGAAAAAGACAGUGCUCCCUUCUCAUAAAUGAUACCAGGAGGAGUGAUCAGGGAACAUAUCAAGUCAUUUUGGUAUUCGUUUCAGAAGUCAAUGUCACUGAACAUUCUGAGAUCGAUAUCUCUGUUUUAGAAAAGCCAACAAUUGCACGUGUUGGAGAAAUUAUUGCAGGGCGAAUUUUACGAUUGAACUGUUCAAUAACUCAGAACUGCCCCAAUGGCAGUCUACAAUUGAAAUGGACGUAUCACAACCUGUCAAUUCCUCUUCAAUUGGACGUCGAAGAAGCAGGUGAAAUAAUCGAUGAAAGUUCAGGGUCUCGGACAGUUUCAUCCGUGCUAACAUUAAUUCCAUCAGCUGUCAAUCAUGGGACAAUGCUCAAAUGUACAAUUACAAGUGACAGCUUCCAAAUCUCCUCUUCUGAAACUCUCAUCUUGCAGGUUAAGUGUGAGUGUCUGGUCUAAACAUCUUCAUUCUUAGAUGUUGUACCCAGCUUUUUUACUUGCCAUUUGAUUUGUUUCAGGUGUCGGUUAGUUCAGUUGGCUGGAUGGUUGGUUUCUGAUACAGACUAACACUAACACUAUGGGUUCCAUUCCCACAACAGCUGAAGUUACUGUAAAAUGUUCGAGCCCUUGCCUGAGGCGCGGUGACUGUCAAGUUAAACUACCAUCAGUCGUCUCUCUUCAAUGAGAGAGCAGCUCGAAAUAUGAAGUUGGAAUAUGGAACUUUACUCGGAAUUUAACGGUUCUUCAGCCUUAACGAUGACAUUGUUACACAGGAAUCAGCGUCUUUUCCACAACGAAUAACCCAUGAAUUAGUGUCUGAUUUAAGAUUUCAGAAUAAUCAGUCCCUAAAAUAGUCAAAUGUAUUCAGGUCCUUAACCUGAACAUUAUUUCAAUAUGACAGAUAGUAACACUGACUGGGAAUCAGAAUGGAUCUCCAAUCUCAAAGCACCUUAGACAACGAGCAGGUAGCAAUGAAUUGGGAUUAGGGGUGGUGUUGCUGGGCGUGUUGGCUUCACUUUUUUUUUAGGUGAAUCAGUCUUUACACAAUGUCCACUGACUGUGCAUAGGAAUAGUUCGUUCCAAAUUUAAAUAGGGGCUAUACCCUUGAAUGUACAGGAAGGUCACCUCAUCAUUGUCACAGUGCUUUCCCGCCCACGACAGUUUACAAUAGGUGAAAAUGAUAAAUAUAUCAGUGAGUUUAUGGCAGGCACUCUCUAGGAUGUAUCCCACAUUAUUAAUUCAGCAGCUGUUGGUUUAUUAUGAUGCUCAGUGUUGUUUCCAUCCGUGGAGAUCAAUAUUUUGAAAACAAAACGAUUUCAACUUCGCAAGCAACCACAAAACAAAAGAUGGAGAAUAUUUACUUUUCAUAAUCUAAAACUUUUCCUAUAACAAGGAAAUGAAACUCUCCCAAAAACGUUAUCCCUCUCAGUUCUACUCCCAGAGCUGUGAUGUUGAUUGCUUUUUCUGCUGACGUGCCACGCCGUUCUUCCUCAGCUUUCUCAGGGUCACUCCAAUCUCCACAAACAAUCGGCACUUUUACUGGAAGAAAGACAGAAAUUGCUGGAUAAACUCGGCAGGUCUGGCUACAUCUUUGGAGAGAGAAACACAGUUAACGUUUCGAGUCUAGUUCUGGAGAAGUCAUUCCGGACCCAAAACUUUAACUCUGUUUCUCUCUCCGCAGAUGCAGCCAGACCUGCCGAGUUUCUCCAACAAUUUCAGUUUUUCAGUACCUGCAGUUCUUCCUUUAUUUUAAUGUACACUUUCUGAUCCUGCUACGAGCUGAAAUUCCACAACCCUGUGUCUGUUUCAUAAACAAGCCUCUGUCUUCCCAGUCACCUGUGGCCACAGGCUUACUUCCAUUUCACAGAAAUGAAACAAGGUUUUCCAUUGCCUCUCGACAUGGCCCUCCCCCCAAAAACAAAAACACAGUUGUGCAGACAACAGCUUUCCAACACCAAUUUUCCAUGCCCCAGCUCUGACUUUAAAAUGAUCAAUGUGAAUAAAACUGCAUCGCUUGCUAUAUUUGUGAACAGGUGCAGGACUAAGACAUUCCAUCCAUCAAGAAUUCAAUGCUUUUUAAUAAGACCAUGACUGAUCAAACUGUAACCUCAAAAUGAAAUUCUUUCCCACUUCUGAUAAUCUUUGAACCCCACAGUUAACAAGAAUCUACCUCUGCUACCAAUUCAUCCCCUCAGGAUUUUGUCUGUUUCCAUGAAUUCACUAAUGAAUCUUUGAUGAUCCACUGGAAACAAGCCUGGCCAGCCAAAACAUUCCAUCCCUGGUGUUGGGUCAUGAACUUUCCCCUGAACUGCGUCCAUCACAAUAAUAUUCUUCCUUUUAUUAAGGUGACCAAUGCUAUGUCCAGUCAUCUAGAUUCUGUCUCACUGGAGUCUUUUAUAACUGAAGCCGAAUGUACCUACCUUUGUAUUCAGUUCUGCUCAUGAUAAAUUGUAACAUUCCAUUCCCUUUCCUGAUUACUUGGUGUACCUGUACACUAGCCUUUUUGUGAUUCAUGCACAAGGACAGCCAGGUCCCACUGCAUCUCAGAAUUUUGCAAUAUAUCACCAUUCAGAUGAUAUGCUUCUUUUUUAUUCUCCCUGUCAAAAUGGACAACUCCCCACGUUAUAAUUGAUUUGCCACAUUUGUUCCCACUUAGUUUACCAAUCAAUAUACUUUUGCUAGAUUAUUUUCUCCUCCUCAUAACUUACUUUCUU
Rhincodon typus (whale shark) is the source of this 3154-nucleotide messenger RNA. RefSeq names its product sialic acid-binding Ig-like lectin 14. Bases 159 to 899 code for a protein of 246 amino acids. NCBI's taxonomy places the organism in Eukaryota, Metazoa, Chordata, Chondrichthyes, Orectolobiformes, Rhincodontidae. The record is from RefSeq and is a predicted model, not a curated record. The transcript has 4 exons.